Molecule: messenger RNA, 690 nt
Organism: Drechmeria coniospora
Lineage: Eukaryota; Fungi; Ascomycota; Sordariomycetes; Hypocreales; Ophiocordycipitaceae
Exons: 1
Coding region: 1-690 (229 amino acids)
Source: RefSeq, a predicted model, not a curated record
AUGUUUGAAUUGCUCGAUGCAUCAGAAUGCCCACACGUCAUCCGAUCCUUGUUCCGCCGUGUUGACAUCACCUUUCUCGAAUGGAUGGGCAAUGGCACACUUUACGACUGGUUGAGCAUCAACAAGCCUUGGCCGAUUCUGCAAUGGAUGCUGCAGCCAUCAUGCACAGCCGCUUGCUUGGAGGCUCUGGGUUAUGCUCACGGUAAUAUCAACCCACAAAAGAUGCUGCUCAAUGUCCAUGACGAGGUCAAGCUGAUUGAUUUUGACCAUUCACCUGGCGUCGUCGGCGAUGCGCUCGACGUUGGCUACGAACCCCAUGUCCGACAACACAGAGAGGUCAUCGAUGGCAUCUACGGGAAUGCCGGUUCCGUCACGGAGCAGUUUGCUCUAGGUUCCGUCACGGAGCAGUUCGCUCUAGGUUCCGUCACGGAGCAGUUUGUUCUAGGUUCCAUCAUUUGGUACAUUACACGCGGCUCUGAGCUGUACUCUUACCUCGAGGGACCCGACAAAAUAGACCGCCUGCUUGAUGGCGUCGUUCCCACGACCGACCCGCAAGAUGCUGUCGAUGAAAUCAUUCGACACUGUUGGAAUGGCACUACCGUCGCAUUGCAGAUCUUGUCGACGAUAUCAAAGGCGUGUCGGGAUUGGGAGCACAAGUGCAACCAGUCCGUCCUUCAAAUGGGCAUGUGA